This is a messenger RNA of Corylus avellana, 943 nucleotides long. Its product is annotated as small ribosomal subunit protein uS3x. Gene Ontology annotation, cellular component: cytosolic small ribosomal subunit; nucleus. The record is from RefSeq and is a predicted model, not a curated record. NCBI's taxonomy places the organism in Eukaryota, Viridiplantae, Streptophyta, Magnoliopsida, Fagales, Betulaceae. Gene Ontology annotation, biological process: translation. Gene Ontology annotation, molecular function: RNA binding; structural constituent of ribosome.
CACCAAAAGCCCUAGCGCGAUUAGGGUUUGCAAAUAGCAGAGCUACCAGCCGACUUGCUCUCAGAUCUCACCCUCGCUUCAGAUCCCCGAAAAUGGCAACCCAAAUGAGCAAAAAGCGAAAGUUCGUCGCUGACGGAGUCUUCUUCGCCGAGCUUAACGAGGUCCUGACCCGUGAACUCGCCGAGGAUGGUUAUUCCGGAGUGGAGGUUAGGGUCACUCCGAUGCGUACCGAGAUCAUCAUCAGAGCCACGCGGACCCAAAACGUUCUGGGCGAGAAGGGAAGGAGGAUCAGAGAGCUGACCUCGUUGGUGCAGAAGCGGUUCAAGUUCCCUGAGAACACCGUGGAGCUCUACGCCGAGAAGGUUAACAACAGAGGGCUCUGCGCUAUUGCCCAGGCUGAGUCUCUCCGCUACAAGCUCCUCGGCGGUCUCGCCGUUCGGAGGGCCUGCUACGGUGUAUUGAGAUUUGUCAUGGAAAAUGGUGCAAAGGGAUGUGAGGUUAUUGUGAGUGGAAAACUUAGGGCACAACGUGCAAAGUCCAUGAAGUUCAAGGAUGGAUACAUGAUUUCUUCCGGUCAGCCGGUUAAAGAAUAUAUCGACUCAGCUGUGAGACAUGUUCUUCUGAGACAGGGGGUGCUUGGUAUCAAGGUCAAGAUCAUGCUUGAUUGGGAUCCUAAGGGAAAGGUCGGCCCCACCAAGCCCAUACCUGAUCUUGUUACAAUCCACACUCCCAAGGAGGAAGAGGAACAGUUCCGUGCACCGGUGGUUGCAACUGAAAUUGAUCUCCCAGUGGCUUAAUUUAUGUUCUGAAUUAGAGCCAUCUGUGUUAUUAGAGUUUAAUCUUGGAUAUCAAAAUUCUCUGGUGUUUUCUUAUUGCCAAUUUUGGGUACUAAGGACAUGUUAAAGUGUUGUUUGAUAUAAUUUCAUUUAGGAUGUUUCCUUUA